Messenger RNA from Salmo salar (Atlantic salmon), 2397 nucleotides. Lineage: Eukaryota; Metazoa; Chordata; Actinopteri; Salmoniformes; Salmonidae. The record is from RefSeq and is a predicted model, not a curated record.
AUGGUAACCCUUUUCCAGCAACUUUUCACCUGCCUUGAGAAGAGGGACGAAGACCUCAAUCAGGAGUUUCGGGGCCUACGCCAAUCUAUCCUCACAGCUCCUCACCAAGCGGAACUCGUCAGUGAGAGCCCAAGAUUGGGUCUGCCAACACCAGGACGACAAAGGCUCGACGCAGCAGGGACUUCAACUCCACAGCAGGAUCCCCAAGCAGUAAUGAGAGCAGCCCCAGCACCAGGAGACCAGUCCAGCAGUGUUAACGUUCAUCUUCCAGCAUUCCUGAGGAAGGAGCCAAAGGUGCCCUCAUACCAGCAGGGGGAGGACAUUGAAAACUACUUGCUGAGGUUUGAGCGAAUGGCCAAGACGUGGCAGUGGCCGGAGGUAGAGUGGGCCUGCAGGCUUGUCCCAUUGCUCACGGGCAAGGCCUUAGAGGCUUACACAGCAAUGGAUGAGGGGCUGUCCAACGUCUACAAGGGCUUGAAGGAAGCGCUGCUGAUGAAGUUCGACAUCUCCUCGGAGACCUACCGUCAACGCUUUAGAGCUGCAUCGACGCCAUCGGGUGAGUCACCAACAGAGACGUACCACCGCCUCAAGGGUCUCUACCGACGAUGGGUUCAACCAGAGGAGAAGACACAGGACGAGAUCGGUGAGGUCAUCAUCCUCGAGCAACUUCUACAAGUUCUACCACACGACAUUCGAACCUGGGUUCGAGAGCACGAGCCCAAGGACGGGCUUAUGGCGGCCAAGCUUGCGCUGCAGUACCAUAAUGCACAUAAAGGGGGCCCACCACGACCUGCAGCACCCGCUCCAAGGAGUCUCCGAGACACAAGGGACAUCAGAGAUACCCGAGAUGGUGGAGGUAACUCUGGGGGUUAUGUGUCUGGGAGGAGGGAGGUAAGGGAUUAUGCAGUUCGCUCUGAUGGGAGGGGUCUGACCUGUUUUUACUGCCGACAGCAGGGGCACAAGGCUUCAAUGUGUCCGCUACGUAAAUCCAAGCUCUCAGGUUACUGUUAUGUGCCCAGAGAGGGGGAUGGUGUUCAGAAUAGACAGACUGGGGAAGGGUCAGUCUUGGUACCUGUAAAAGUGAAUGGUAAAAGUCUUACUGCAAUGAUUGACACCGGCAGUUCCCUGUCGUUGAUCAGAAAAUGUAAUGUACCUGUUAAUGACAUUGAUUACGGUCACCAGACACUGAUCCAAUGUGUCCAUGGUGACCAGUCACAGCAGCCCACAGCUGAACUCACAGUGGAGAUUCAGGGUCAGAAAUACCUCCUCAAAGUUGGGGUAAUGGAGAAGCUACCGUUUGAGAUGAUUUUGGGGAGGGAUGUGCCUGUACUCUCUGAUCUGUUGGGAAGUGUGGGGGGUCAGCUAUAUGAGCAGUCAGUUUGCCAGUCUGAUGUUCAGGUGUCAUGUUCAGUUGUCACUCGUGCACAGGCCAAAGCUGGUUUACAACCUCUGCCUGACUUGUGUGAUAGUCUGUGUGAGGGGGGAACCAAAGGGCCCAGAAAGUCACGCCGCCAGCGGCGUCUUGAGAAGUAUGUGGGAACCCCUGUACCUGUUGCUGAUGUGUCUGGGUUAGAAGUGCAAUGGGAAGUUCCACAAAAUGUUGCUACACUGCAGAAGUCUGAUGCAACCUUGAAAGGAAUCCCAGAUGAAAUCCUGACGGACCAAGGCACAAACUUCACUUCACGACUGAUGGUUCAACUCCACCGACAGCUGGGCAUUAAACGCUUGAGGACCACUCCCUACCAUCCCCAAACGGAUGGGCUUGUAGAGAGAUUCAAUCAAACGCUCAAGAAUAUGCUGAGGAAGUUUGUGGCUGACACUGGUAAAGACUGGGAUAAGUGGUUACCCUUUCUGCUUUUUGCUUACAGGGAGGUGCCUCAGGCAUCGACAGGUUUCUCACCAUUCGAACUCCUCUAUGGAUGGCCAGUGCAGGGACCACUGGACCUGCUGAAGAAGUGCUGGGAAGGUUCCCCAGUAGCUACCUCAGGACAGGGGAUUGUCCAGUACGUUCUCCAGAUGCGAGACAGGCUGGAGCGGUACCGAGAGGAAGCUAGGGCAAACCUUCAGCAAGCCCAGAAGGCCCAGAAGCGAGGGUAUGACCAGCACGCUCGCCACAGAGCGUUUGAGCCAGGACAGAAAGUCCUGCUCCUCCUUCCCUCGUCUACCAGCAAGCUCCUUGCGCAGUGGCAAGGGCCGUACCUAAUCGGGAGGAAGAUGGGCCCGGUGACCUACGAGGUGCUGCACCCGGACAAGGGUAAGGAGAAGCAAACCUACCAUGUGAACCUCCUCAAGGCCUGGGAGGAGAAAGGGGAACUCUCCAAGGUAAAGUCCUUUCUGGUCCGCAGAGUAGAAGAAGAGGACGAGUCAGAUGGGGUCACAGAGGCAUGGAAAGGAUGA